AUGCCUCUGCAAAGCGCCGCCAACCUUCUCCAGAGCUUCUGCGGGGAGACUGAGGGUAGACUUCCCUCAGUCAAUCCCCACUCCCGAGAACAAGCCCAGCUUCCGAAGCCCGCACGCCGAGUAUCUGGUACUUUCGGGGUGGACUUUGAGAUGGACCUCGUACCCUCGGAUCAAGAGGUGGGUACCGCCACCGAGCUGGGGCCAAAAAGGAGCGAGUGCCGAGUUUCCGAGAGAGUCCAAUAUGAUGCGGGGGUAUCGAAGACCGCGAAGGAGGGGGCAGAACAUGGCGCCACUCUGGCUGUGUUUGGCAACGCAGAGGCAGACGUCUUGGCACGAGCCGUCGACGUCGACGCAACCGGUCCGGGAGGGGGUGGAGGGGUUUUAUGGCGGCGAGUCUGCGCUUUCCGAUUGCCUUCCGCCGGACGGGAAAGACGAUCAUCAUCCUGGUCCCCCGCGGGGACGCUGAUGAUCCGACCGACCGAGGAAUGUGAGGAUGUGGGCGUAGAUUUCGACGGGGAUGUGAGGGAAGGGUUGGGUGGCGGAGGGGGAGUCGGCGCCAAAAAAGAAGGAAGGUCAGAAACCAUUCCUGAGACGUCUUCCGCCGUCAAAGCGCGCGAUUUCCUUUCUCCAUCGCCCAUCACCACUCCAGAAGCCAUCAUGAGCGAGUACAUCGACGCCAAGGGUGUGCUCUACAAGGUCCACUCGGAGUUCAAUGGCGUCUACAUCGCUUUGUUGGAUGAGGAAGGAACGACUGCGUGUCUAGUUGAAAAGCGGAUUCUGAUGGAGGCGAGUCUCAUGUUCAAAGACAUGCUUAGCGGCAAUCCGGAGGGCGCGAAAGAGAUCCACCUCCCAGAUGCUUGCCGCUGGAUCGUCCAGUUCGCCUCCGCGCUGCACCCGGAUCGGACUUUCGAGAAGGCCCUCGAUAUGGUCAGCCUUACGGAGGUCGUCAAUGCGCUCAUCCGGUACGACUGCAUCGGCCCGGCUCAGCGUUUACUGUUCGAGGGUACCAAAGACCUUCGCGCGGAGUAUUUGUACAACGCCCUCGUACUCGCCUCCCGCCUGGACCAUCUCCAGUGCGCCGACGGCAUCAUCGCCCAGGGCUACAAGUGGUACGCACAAGACCCUCGGCCAGAUGCUUUGUCUCUCUGUCCCGAUAGCGGACAACGGCAGUGGAGAUCGGUCGAUGCCGCCCGUCUGCAGCCGGACUGGGUUUGGGCCUUGACCAAGGCAUCGGCCCAAUGUACGCCGAGGGACGGUCGAGAUCUUCGGUCGGAAUCGUACUGGCGACGGGUAGCGGGGGAGUUUGUUGCCAACAUGACGCAAUGA
Molecule: messenger RNA, 1326 nt
Organism: Dioszegia hungarica
Lineage: Eukaryota; Fungi; Basidiomycota; Tremellomycetes; Tremellales; Bulleribasidiaceae
Exons: 8
Coding region: 1-1326 (441 amino acids)
Source: RefSeq, a predicted model, not a curated record